UGGGGAUAAAACGAGGCGCAGAGAGCAGGCUGGGGCAGUCCUCCCCGAGAUGGCGGGUCUGACAGCGGCAGUCCCGCAGCCUGGCGUCUUGCUGAUCCUCUUGCUCAACCUCCUCCAUCCCGCGCAGCCUGGAGGGGUUCCAGGAGCUGUGCCUGGUGGAGUUCCUGGCGGACUUCCUGGUGGAGUUCCCGGUGGAGUCUAUUAUCCAGGAGCUGGUAUCGGAGGAGGCCUGGGAGGAGGAGCUCUGGGACCUGGAGGAAAACCGCCUAAGCCAGGUGCCGGACUUCUGGGAGCGUUUGGAGCAGGUCCUGGAGGACUUGGAGGUGCUGGCCCCGGGGCAGGUCUCUCCUAUGCUUCAAGGCCAGGUGGUGUUCUGGUGCCUGGGGGAGGAGCAGGGGCUGCAGCAGCUUAUAAAGCCGCGGCCAAAGCUGGGGCUGGGCUUGGAGGCAUUGGCGGAGUUCCAGGGGGUGUUGGAGUUGGUGGAGUUCCUGGGGCUGUUGGAGUUGGCGGAGUUCCUGGGGCUGUCGGUGGUAUUGGUGGCAUCGGUGGCUUAGGAGUCUCAACAGGUGCUGUGGUGCCUCAACUUGGAGCUGGAGUCGGAGCCGGAGGAAAGCCUGGGAAAGUUCCUGGUGUCGGUCUUCCAGGUGUAUACCCAGGUGGAGUGCUCCCAGGAACAGGAGCUCGGUUCCCUGGUGUGGGAGUGCUCCCUGGAGUUCCCACUGGCACAGGAGUCAAGGCCAAGGUUCCGGGUGGAGGAGGUGGUGCUUUUUCUGGAAUCCCAGGGGUCGGGCCCUUUGGGGGUCAGCAGCCUGGUGUCCCACUGGGUUAUCCCAUCAAAGCGCCAAAGCUGCCAGGUGGCUAUGGACUGCCCUAUACCAAUGGGAAACUGCCCUAUGGAGUGGCUGGUGCAGGGGGCAAAGCUGGCUACCCAACAGGGACAGGGGUCGGGUCCCAGGCAGCAGUGGCAGCAGCUAAAGCAGCGAAGUAUGCAGGUGCUGGAGGAGGUGGAGUCCUCCCUGGUGUUGGAGGGGGUGGCAUUCCUGGUGGUGCUGGCGCAAUUCCUGGGAUUGGAGGCAUUACAGGCGCUGGAACUCCCGCAGCAGCUGCUGCUGCAAAGGCUGCCGCUAAGGCUGCUAAGUAUGGAGCUGCUGGAGGCUUAGUGCCUGGUGGACCAGGAGUUAGGGUCCCAGGUGCUGGAAUCCCAGGUGUUGGGAUCCCAGGUGUCGGUGGCAUUCCAGGUGUUGGUGGCAUUCCAGGUGUUGGUGGCAUCCCAGGUGUUGGGGGCCCUGGUAUCGGAGGUCCAGGCAUUGUGGGUGGACCAGGGGCUGUGUCACCAGCUGCAGCUGCCAAAGCUGCUGCCAAAGCUGCCAAGUAUGGAGCCAGAGGUGGAGUUGGCAUCCCGACAUACGGGGUUGGUGCUGGUGGCUUUCCUGGCUAUGGUGUUGGAGCUGGAGCUGGACUUGGAGGUGCAAGCCAAGCUGCUGCUGCCGCUGCCGCUGCCAAAGCUGCCAAGUACGGUGCCGGAGGAGCUGGAACCCUGGGAGGCCUGGUGCCAGGUGCAGUACCAGGUGCACUGCCAGGUGCAGUACCAGGUGCACUGCCAGGUGCAGUACCAGGUGCACUGCCAGGUGCAGUGCCAGGUGUGCCGGGCACUGGUGGAGUGCCAGGAGCAGGUACCCCUGCGGCUGCAGCUGCUGCCGCCGCUGCCAAGGCAGCCGCCAAGGCAGGCCAGUAUGGUUUGGGCCCUGGUGUUGGUGGCGUUCCCGGUGGAGUUGGUGUUGGUGGGCUUCCCGGUGGAGUUGGCCCUGGUGGUGUUACUGGUAUUGGAACUGGUCCUGGCACCGGCCUUGUACCUGGUGAUCUUGGAGGAGCAGGGACACCAGCUGCUGCCAAAUCUGCUGCUAAGGCGGCUGCCAAAGCCCAGUACAGGGCUGCUGCUGGGCUUGGGGCCGGUGUCCCUGGACUUGGGGUUGGUGCUGGUGUCCCCGGAUUUGGGGCUGGUGCUGGUGGAUUUGGGGCUGGUGCUGGUGUCCCUGGAUUUGGAGCUGGAGCAGUUCCUGGAUCCCUGGCUGCAUCCAAAGCUGCUAAAUACGGAGCAGCAGGUGGCCUUGGAGGGCCUGGAGGACUUGGUGGGCCUGGAGGACUUGGUGGGCCCGGAGGACUUGGUGGGCCUGGAGGACUCGGUGGGCCUGGAGGACUCGGUGGUGUUCCUGGUGGAGUAGCAGGAGGUGCACCUGCUGCUGCUGCUGCUGCCAAAGCUGCCGCUAAGGCUGCCCAGUACGGUCUUGGUGGAGCUGGAGGACUCGGGGCCGGUGGACUGGGAGCCGGAGGACUGGGGGCCGGUGGACUGGGAGCCGGAGGACUGGGAGCUGGUGGACUGGGGGCUGGGGGAGUGAUCCCUGGUGCUGUAGGCCUUGGAGGUGUGUCCCCUGCUGCAGCUGCUAAGGCUGCCAAAUAUGGUGCUGCUGGCCUUGGAGGUGUCCUAGGAGCCAGGCCAUUCCCAGGCGGAGGAGUGGCAGCAAGACCUGGGUUUGGACUUUCUCCUAUCUACCCAGGUGGUGGUGCUGGGGGCCUGGGAGUUGGUGGAAAACCCCCGAAGCCCUAUGGAGGAGCCCUUGGAGCCCUGGGAUAUCAAGGUGGGGGCUGCUUUGGGAAAUCUUGUGGCCGGAAGAGAAAGUGAUCUUCUGGGGACCCCUGACUCGCGACCUCAUCAACGUUGGUGCUACUGCUUGGUGGAGAAUGUAAACCUUCUAUGACCACCCCCCCUACUCCAUCCCCCCGACCCCCACCUGGGAGGGGACAACAGGCCAGUGGCCUUGGAAAACCCACAGGACAAGGAAAUCAGACAGCAGCAGCCACGUACCCCUAACUAGAAACCCCCCCACAUAUCAGAGGCCAGGGCGGGUGUCCCAUCUCUUCCCACCCAGGAGCUCCCCCACACAGUAUCCAUCUCCAAGAGAAAUUGGUGCUACAUGUUGGUGCUUCUUCUUUGUGGGGGGAGGGAGGAGGGAAGGGUAUCCCAGGAGGGACUCCCCCUUCCCUGAAGCCCCUCUAUUAAGAUGGUGCACACCUUCGCUGGGCAGUCCUGCCUCCCCCUGCCCACCAGGAGCCAUUCCUGGCUGCAUCCCAUUGGUACCCAAGUACCAGAAGCCUCGACAUUAGAUUUGGUAACACGAUCCCUCUCUCUCUUUGGGUCCCCUGUCCCUGACUCCCAUUAACAAUAGCUACUUCCCACACCUGGGACACCUUGAAGUCCGACGACUUCUCACACUGGGAAUAGCUCCCUUGUUCUUGUGGAAUCCACCUGCCAACCACCCAUCCACGGACUCAUCCAUCCUUCCAUCCGUCAUCCAUCCAUCCGUCCGUCCGUCCGUCCUGACUGCCUAGUGCCACUGUCUGGCUAGGCACACCCACUAUCAACCUGGUUCACCUGUCAUGGCAGCCUGUACCCACCCCCGCCACACACCCCGACGCUGGCCUAGGGUGCAAAGGGUUGUGCGGGCUGGUCCUUCCCACAUGCAGUACUGUAAUCCCCGUCCCUCCUGGAGCCACUCUAUUACAGAGCAUGUCUCACCAACCCCACCUCUUUGUGUUUCGCUGUGAUAGAUCAAUAAAAUAUUUUAUUUUUUGUCCUGGA
Molecule: messenger RNA, 3637 nt
Organism: Rattus norvegicus (Norway rat)
Lineage: Eukaryota; Metazoa; Chordata; Mammalia; Rodentia; Muridae
Source: RefSeq, a predicted model, not a curated record